Molecule: messenger RNA, 8332 nt
Organism: Pongo pygmaeus (Bornean orangutan)
Lineage: Eukaryota; Metazoa; Chordata; Mammalia; Primates; Hominidae
Gene: FZD3
Product: frizzled class receptor 3
Exons: 9
Coding region: 516-2585 (689 amino acids)
Biological process (GO): non-canonical Wnt signaling pathway; canonical Wnt signaling pathway
Cellular component (GO): plasma membrane
Molecular function (GO): Wnt-protein binding; Wnt receptor activity
Source: RefSeq, a predicted model, not a curated record
AGCUCGCCGUCGCUGGGAGGCGCGCGCCGGCGGUCCUCGGCCGCUCCAGGUACCUGAGGGACGCGCGGCCGCCCCCGGCCGGCGGUGCAGCCCCCACCCCUCGGAGCCAGGCGCUGGGGUCUGAGGAUAGCAUUUCUCAAGACCUGACUUAUGGAGCACUUGUAACCUAAGAUAUUUCAGUCGAAGGAAGAAAUAGCUCUUCUCCUAAGAUGGAAUCUGUGGUUUGGGAAUGUGGUUGAUCAACUUGAUAUGUUGGCCAAAUGUGCCCCAUGUAAUAAAAUGAAAAGAAGAGACAAGAUGAUGUCAUUUUCCCAUAUUGUGAAACCAAAAACAAACGCCUUUUGUGAGACCAAGCUAACAAACCUCUGACGGUGCGAAGAGUAUUUAACUGUUUGAAGAAUUUAACAGUAAGAUACAGAAGAAGUACCUUCGAGCUGAGACCUGCAGGUGUAUAAAUAUCUAAAAUACAUAUUGAAUAGGGCUGAUCAUCUGAAUCUCGUUCAGACCCAGGAAGGAUGGCUAUGACUUGGAUUGUCUUCUCUUUUUGGCCCUUGACUGUGUUCAUGGGGCAUAUAGGUGGUCACAGUUUGUUUUCUUGUGAACCCAUUACCUUGAGGAUGUGCCAAGAUUUGCCUUAUAAUACUACCUUCAUGCCUAAUCUUCUGAAUCAUUAUGACCAACAGACAGCAGCUUUGGCAAUGGAGGAGGCUCUGGAAAAUAAUAUACAUCAGUGCAGAAACAAAUUGAUUCAUCCACAUUUGAAAGGCCUGGUGCCAUUCCAUCCUAUGGUGAAUCUGGAUUGUUCUCGGGAUUUCCGGCCUUUUCUUUGUGCACUCUAUGCUCCUAUUUGUAUGGAAUAUGGACGUGUCACACUUCCCUGUCGUAGGCUGUGUCAGCGGGCUUACAGUGAGUGUUCGAAGCUCAUGGAGAUGUUUGGUGUUCCUUGGCCUGAAGAUAUGGAAUGCAGUAGGUUCCCAGAUUGUGAUGAGCCGUAUCCUCGACUUGUGGAUCUGAAUUUAGCUGGAGAACCAACUGAAGGAGCCCCAGUGGCAGUGCAGAGAGACUAUGGUUUUUGGUGUCCCCGAGAGUUAAAAAUUGAUCCUGAUCUGGGUUAUUCUUUUCUGCACGUGCGUGAUUGUUCACCUCCUUGUCCAAAUAUGUACUUCAGAAGAGAAGAACUGUCAUUUGCUCGCUAUUUCAUAGGAUUGAUUUCAAUCAUUUGCCUCUCAGCCACAUUGUUUACUUUUUUAACUUUUUUGAUUGAUGUCACAAGAUUCCGUUAUCCUGAAAGGCCUAUUAUAUUUUAUGCAGUCUGCUACAUGAUGGUAUCCUUAAUUUUCUUCAUUGGAUUUUUGCUUGAGGAUCGAGUAGCCUGCAAUGCAUCCAUCCCUGCACAAUAUAAGGCUUCCACAGUGACACAAGGAUCUCAUAAUAAAGCCUGUACCAUGCUUUUUAUGAUACUCUAUUUUUUUACUAUGGCUGGCAGUGUAUGGUGGGUAAUUCUUACCAUCACAUGGUUUUUAGCAGCUGUGCCAAAGUGGGGUAGUGAAGCUAUUGAGAAGAAAGCAUUGCUGUUUCACGCCAGUGCAUGGGGCAUCCCCGGAACUCUAACCAUCAUCCUUUUAGCGAUGAAUAAAAUUGAAGGUGACAAUAUUAGUGGCGUGUGUUUUGUUGGCCUCUACGAUGUUGAUGCAUUGAGAUAUUUUGUUCUUGCUCCCCUCUGCCUGUAUGUGGUAGUUGGGGUUUCUCUCCUCUUAGCUGGCAUUAUAUCCCUAAACAGAGUUCGAAUUGAGAUUCCAUUAGAAAAGGAGAACCAAGAUAAAUUAGUGAAGUUUAUGAUCCGGAUCGGUGUUUUCAGCAUUCUUUAUCUCGUACCACUCUUGGUGGUAAUUGGAUGCUACUUUUAUGAGCAAGCUAACCGGGGCAUCUGGGAAACAACGUGGAUACAAGAACGCUGCAGAGAAUAUCACAUUCCAUGUCCAUAUCAGGUUACUCAAAUGAGUCGUCCAGACUUGAUUCUCUUUCUGAUGAAAUACCUGAUGGCUCUCAUAGUUGGCAUUCCCUCUGUAUUUUGGGUUGGAAGCAAAAAGACUUGCUUUGAAUGGGCCAGUUUUUUUCAUGGUCGUAGGAAAAAAGAGAUAGUGAAUGAGAGCCGACAGGUACUCCAGGAACCUGAUUUUGCUCAGUCUCUCCUGAGGGAUCCAAAUACUCCUAUCAUAAGAAAGUCAAGGGGAACUUCCACUCAAGGAACAUCCACCCAUGCUUCUUCAACUCAGCUGGCUAUGGUGGAUGAUCAAAGAAGCAAAGCGGGAAGCAUCCACAGCAAAGUGAGCAGCUACCACGGCAGCCUCCACAGAUCACGUGAUGGCAGGUACACACCCUGCAGUUACAGAGGAAUGGAGGAGAGACUACCUCAUGGCAGCAUGUCACGACUAACAGACCACUCCAGGCAUAGUAGUUCUCAUCGGCUCAAUGAACAGUCACGACAUAGCAGCAUCAGAGAUCUCAGUAAUAAUCCCAUGACUCACAUCACACAUGGCACCAGCAUGAAUCGGGUUAUUGAAGAAGAUGGAACCAGUGCUUAAUUUGUCUUGUCUAAGGUGGAAACCUUGUGCUGUUUAAAAAGCAGGUUUUAUUCUUUGCCUUUUGCAUGACUGAUAGCUGUUACUCACUGUUAACAUGCUUUCAGUCAAGUACAGAUUGUGUCCCCUGGAAAGGUAAAUGUUUGCUUUUUAUAUUGCAUCAAACUUGGAACAUCAAGGCAUCCAAAACACUAAGAAUUCUAUCAUCACAAAAAUAAUUCGUCUUUCUAGGUUAUGAAGAGAGAAUUAUUUGUCUGGUAAGCAUUUUUAUAAACCCACUCAUUUUAUAUUUAGAAAAAUCCUAAAUGUGUGGUGACUGCUUUGUAGUGAACUUUCAUAUACUAUAAACUAGUUGUGAGAUAACAUUCUGGUAGCUCAGUUAAUAAGACAAUUUCAGAAUUAAAGAAAUUUUCUAUGCAAGGUUUACUUCUCAGAUGAAUAGUAGGACUUUGUAGUUUUAUUUCCACUAAGUGAAAAAAGAACUGUGUUUUUAAACGGUAGGAGAAUUUAAUAAAUCAGCAAGGGUAUUUUAGCUAAUAGAAUAAAAGUGCAACAGAAGAAUUUGAUUAGUCUAUGAAAGGUUCUCUUAAAAUUCUGUCGAAAUAAUCUUCAUCCAGAGAUAUUCAGGGUUUGGAUUAGCAGUGGAAUAAAGAGAUGGGCAUUCUUUCCCCUGUAAUUGUGCUGUUUUUAUAACUUUUGUAAAUAUUACUUUUACUGGCUGUGUUUUUAUAACUUACCCAUAUGCAUGAUGGAAAAAUUUUAAUUUGUAGCCAUCUUUUCCCAUGUAAUAAUAUUGAUUCAUAGAGAACUUAAUGUUCAAAAUUUGCUUUGUGGAAGCAUGUAAUAAGAUAAACAUCAUACAUUAUAAGGUAACCACAAUUACAAAAUGGCAAAACAUUUUCUCUGUAUUCAUUGUUGUAUUUUUCUACAGUGAGAUGUGAUCUUGCCAAAGCCACCAGACCUUGGCUUCCAGGCCCUCCUAUAGUGAGUUGAUUGUCUGCACUUGCCUUGCCCAACAGCCAGUAGGCUACAGCUUUUGCCCCACACCCUUAUUUUCAGAUUCUGGAUCAUUCUUGUUUACAACUGAAAUAUAUAUAACCUCAGUCCAAAGUGGUGAUUGAUUUGAGUAUUUGAAAAUCAUUGUAGCUAAAUGAAGCAUGAUUAGUAGUCUUACUAUGAAUAUCAUUUAAUCUUAAAAAAAAUCAAGUAAAAAUGUUUAUCUGGUAAUGUUUAAAUAAUUUACAAUAUAAACUGUAAACCUUACUAGGCAUGAAAUCAAUCAGAAGAGAAAGAAAAAUGCUGGAACAUGCUUGAUGUAUUAUGUAAAAAGCAUAUUUAAACAAGGGUCCUCAACCCUGACUGCAGAUAAGAAUCACUUGGGUUACUUCAGAUGCCUAACAUCUUCCUCUCAUACAAAUAAGAAUUGGUAGCUUUCUUAAAAAAUAAAAAAAAGCAUUCCAGGUGAUUCUGAUCUGCAGCCUGGCUUGAAACUCACUACUUUAACUUGCCCCUGAUGAUCUGAUGGCAUCAUAUAUCACAAGAACAUCCACAUGGAUUCAGUCUUUUGCUUUUAUAUCAUUAUCUAAUAUUCAGUUGUUCCGCACCUGAUGCCAAAUUCUGGGCUCCACUCGUAGAGAGACUUACUCAGUAAGGCCAAAGGGAUAGGACUUUAAAAUCUGUAGUUAUAAAAAUACCACAGGUGAUUCUUAUGCAGGUAAUCCAAGAAUCAUACUUUGAAGAAUUAUUCUACCACAGGUGAUUCUUGUGCAGGUAAUCCAAGAAUCAUACUUUGAAGAAUUAUUCUAGACUCUGAAGAGGCCUGGCUCUGCCUUAUGCUAUUAUAGUUUAUGACCGUUAACAGUUUAACUCCCUGAGCCUCAGUUCCCUUGUUUGUAAAUGAAGAUAGAAGAUAAAUACCUACUCUACCUACCUCACAAAGCUGUCAAAUUAAGAUCAAGUGAAAGCUCUUUGAAAACUGUAAAGCAUUAUGAAUGAUAAGGGAUUAGGUUAUUGUGGAUUUAAGAGGUGUGAGGACUGCUAUAGUAACAUUCCUUGACAUGUGUUGAAUUCAUGUAUACUUUCUUUCUCACCCUUUAAAACAAAAACUGCCAAGAAAUUAGGUGUUGAAAAAGAAUCUUCUCAUCAGGCAGCAAUGUCAGUUUUCUGAUAGUAAUAAUUUGUCUAUUAUGUUAUAUAUUUCAAAGUACAUAUAUGAUAAUAUGACUUAUUCUUCAUGAGAGAUAUUUGAAUAUUUGGCCCCAAAUGUUUUUCAUUUUUCUCCGUGUUCAUUGCCUUUCUCCUUGGAACUGGAGUUAAUGCUCAAAGCAGGCAGGUCUGAAUUCCCUCAUAACUGACAAUUAGUAAACAUUUUCUCUGAAAGCCAAACAUAUAACAACUUAUUUAUCAAUAAUUCAUGAAGCUUUUGUCUGAGAAUCUCUCCUGCAAACAGCAUGAGAGAACUAAAACAAACAUUCACAAACAAAAAUAAGUUAAAAUAGAAGGUACCAGUUUGAGCUCGAAGAUGUUGUCAUCCAUUGCCAUCUGCAUUAUAUUAUCAACUGCCAAAAUGUUAAUUGGUUUUCUUUUACAAGUGGGCCAAGUAUAGACAGUUAAGUGAACAUCACUAUGAAAAUCUUAACUUGGUGCUUCUAGAUUUUUAGAUAAUCAUUUGUAUUUUCUCUAUUAAAUUAAUUGUUGGUAUGUAUGGGAAUACUAUAUUGACUUUUCAGUUACUUUCAGUAAGUAUCUUAAUUUUUCUCCCACAAAAUUUAUGUAAUAUUAUUAAUCCAUGAUUUUAAAUAACAGUAUUUAGUUUGGGCAGCAGUUUUAAGUCUCAACUAGCUUAAACCAAUCUGAAUAAGUCUGGACAGUUUUCCUACCAUAUGUUUAACUUUGAUUGGCAUAUGAUAAUGUUUAGUGUUUUCUUUUUUCAGUUGACAACUGAGAAAAUAAUAGUUCUCUCUAAAAUGUUAAUAUAUUAUCAAAAGAUUUUCAAAAAGUACUUUGAUUUGAGCAACAUUGUUUUAUUCAAUAAUUAGACAAAAGAUCUAAGAUAAUAUUAAACUCAAAACUGUUUGUUUCAAAGAACAAUUGGUUAAUAGCUGGCACAGGGAUUCAUACACAGUUUUUCAAUAAAUAUUUAAAUGAACAAUUAAUGUCACACAACUUGCUUUUACCCUAGUACUGAGUCUCACAUCAAAGAAAUUUGAAAGAUCUAUAACCUAUGUGAAACGAAGUCUCUGCUUUACCAGAAUAAUAUAUGGCAGGUAAUAAAUAUGUAAAGUACACCAAAUGAAACAUAUUUUGCAUAGAUAACAGUCCAUAUCACUAUUAUAAUUAAAGAAAUAUAUGUACAGACAUGUACCAAUCCUUUUAAUUAAUUUUAGAAGAUGAACAGUGAUUCUUAGAAGUGAGUAAUUAGACUCCUUUUAGUCUUAUGCUAUUAGAUCUUUGUGGACCAGCUGGGUAAAUGAAUCUUCAAAUCAACCUUUCUUUUUCUGCUGCUCUUAGAGCAGAUUUAUAAAAAUUCUAAGAAUGUCUUAAAAUUAGAAAAAUUUACUACAUUUUAACCUACCUCAUCAGUUUCUUUGUGAUAAUAGCUGAAAAUAACUCAAAUUGUACCCAUCUUAGUUUAGGCUGUAUCUCUGUGAAAUGAAAGGAACCACUUAAUUUUUUAAUAUAAAUUAGUGAAUCAUUUGCUGGAGCUUAGAAAAUAUUAACAUACCAAAAUUUCAUUAUGAUGAUAUUUAUAUUGCUUUUUGACAUGCCAAAGGUACAUUUACAUAUUACCAUAUUUGGAUGACUUACAUAGUCUAGUGUAAUGAAAAUUCCCCUGUGAUUGGAAUUUUAAGACUCAUGAUGUCAACUGGGCUGGUCAUUUAAUUUCUCUGAGUCUUUGUUCCUUCAGUGUAAAAUGUAGAUAAGGUAAUUUUUGGUUUUAGCCUCCCUCACUGGAUAUUGUAAGGAUCAAAUGAAAUAAUAUUUAUUAUAAUGCUCUGUAACCCAUAAAUUAUUCUACUUAAAAAAAAUGUUUUUAGAGACAGGUUCUUGCUCUGUCACACAGGCUGGAGAGCAGUGGCAUAAUCAUAGUUCAUUGUAACCUUGAACUCCUAGGCUCAAGCAGUCCUCCAGCUUCAGCCUCCCAAGUAGCUAAGACUGUAGGCAUGCACCACUACACCUGGCUAAUUUUAAUUUUUUUUUUUCUUUUUUUGAGAUGGACUCUGGCUUUGUUGCCCAGGCUGGAGUGCAAUGGCACAAUCUCAGCUCACUGCAACCUCCACCUCCUGGGUUCAAGUGAUUCCCCUGCCUCAGCCUCCCGAGUAACUGGGACUACAGGUGCACGCCACCACGCCCAGCUAGUUUUUGUAUUUUUAGUAGAGAUGGAGUUUUGCCACGUUGGCCAGGAGUUUUGCCAUGUUGGUCUCAAACUCCUGACCUCAAGUGAUCUGCCCACCUCGGCCUCCCAAAGUGCUAGGAUUACAGGCACGAGUCACUGCACCCGGCUUAAUAUUAAGUUUUUAAAUUUUUUGUAGAGAUGGGUCUCACCAUGUUGACCAGGCUGGUCUUGAACUCCUGGCCUCCUAAAGCACUGGGAUUACAAGCAUGAGCCACCAUGCCUGAUCCAUAAAUUGUUCUACUGAUACCAUUUGGUUUUGUUAGAAUUUGGGGGGGCUGUAGAAAACAAGGUUACAGUCUUCAUUAGUAUUUCUUUUUAGCAGUAACAACAAAAUAGGCAAUUAGACCAGUAUUCAUUUGGUACAGUCUUUAAAUCGGUCAUCCAAUUAACCUUUAAAAAGUAGGUUAUGCUCUUAAAUUGUAUUGGCUCUUAAAUAUGUGUUAUACCAGAGUAUGCACUCAAAUUUUAUGUAGUUGAAUUUGUAGAACAAAUUUGGGGAUAUUCAUUUUAUUUUUCCUUUUAUAUGAAAUUGUAUAAGUACAUUAGCUUGACUUAAAUUAUAAAAAAAUAUAUAUGAAGAAGAAUGUAGACCCUAUAAUGUUUUUUGUCUUUGACUUUUUGGCUUUUAUGUACCUCAUUCUUUCUGAUUGAGAACAAGUUUUGAAAAAGUGAUUCACUUGUUGGUUUUCAUCAUGGCAAAACUUUAAGUCAUCACACUAUGAGAAUUGUUUGUACACAUUUAUAAUUUUUUUAAAGUGUGUAAAGUAAGGAUUUUUCCUCCAUUCUUCACUCACAAAGGAUAGCAUUUUUAUGGAACCUAGAUUUACAAAGGAACUCGUGAUUCUUUUAAAUGCUUUUAUGUUGUUUUACAACUGAUUAAGAAAAAGUGUUUACAUUUAAUUCAGCUGUAUUUCCUAGUAGCUGUAUAAUCUUACACAUUAUUCUUAUGUAAUUUUGACCUAUUUUAUAUGAAAAUAAUUGUAUUGGCAUCUCUUCAUAAUUUAAUUCUCUUCUCUCCUUUUUUUGUUCCAAUUAGAUGAAUUUGGGAAAGGAGUAGGAAGACUAGGUAUCACAUGCCUUCCGUCUGAUUGUAAUCAGUCUCCUGGGUUUUUUACUAAUUUAAUCUUAAUCCUGUGCUUCUUUAGUCAUCAAAUUGAUAGAGGAUUACAAUUUUCUCUCAGGAUCCAAGUCUUCUAAGAAUGAAAAUGUUAAAGUCCACCCAGAACCAGCCAUCCAUCCUUGUAGACAUUUCUAUUUGGUUGAUUUAUAAAGAUUUAAUAUGAGUUAAACAUGUUUCUUAUUCUGUGAUCUCUAAUUAGAAAGUAAAAUUCUGUUGCCAUAAAUAUAAAAGAAA